Messenger RNA from Pygocentrus nattereri (red-bellied piranha), 5100 nucleotides. Its product is annotated as smoothelin-like. Gene Ontology annotation, molecular function: protein binding. The record is from RefSeq and is a predicted model, not a curated record. Gene Ontology annotation, cellular component: microtubule organizing center; filamentous actin. Gene Ontology annotation, biological process: actin cytoskeleton organization. The transcript has 21 exons. Lineage: Eukaryota; Metazoa; Chordata; Actinopteri; Characiformes; Serrasalmidae. The coding region runs from base 54 to 4187 and encodes 1377 amino acids.
ACAAAGAACACGAUAAGCCCCACACCUACACUUCUCACCUGGGCUUGGGUGUGAUGGAGCUGGGCCCAGCAACAGCAGCAGGGGGAUCUGGUGAGGAUGGCCAUGCCCUCAUGGCUCGCUUCGAGCGAGCACUGCGUCUGGUCGUACGUGAUCUCCACGUUGACGUUGCUGCUUUCAAGCGAGUCAUUGAGCAGCGUCUGGACGAGACCUGCAAAGAUGCAGAACCCCUGGCUAAAAUGGUUGCUAAGCUCCAGGAAGAGAACCAGCAGCUGAAAGAGAGGCUAGAGGCUCUUGCACAGCUGGUGGAAGCCCUGCCUGGCAUACAGAUCCCAGCAAGUUUCCAAAAGAGCCUUGAUGAUCUCCAGCCUCUCCAAACAAGCCAAGUCCAAACCCAAGCCCAAGGCCACACUCAGAGCUAUGAGGGUCAAAGCUGCUUCCCAGGAACAGCAUCCCCAAUGGAUGAAGGUGGGAUGGAUGACCAGAACAGCACCUACUCUGCCCCUGGAUCUGUGUGUGUGGAUUCGGUGUCUACCUCCUCCAGGAGCUCCACUUCAGCAUCCACUGUUAUCAUGGAUACCAGUUAUCAGGCCAAUCUGAUAAGUAGAAAGGAAGAGGAGCAGGAGGAGGUAGAGAUGGAAGAAGAAGAAAAAGAAGACCCUUUAACUUCAGCUGGGCUGGAGAAUAAACCUGAAAAGGAGCAAGAAUCCUUUCAAGAACCAGAGGAAGUAGUGCCACUGGUCAGUGAGCUUCCAGACUCUCUAACCAUGACACCCCCUCAACAACUACCUCCUAACACAAUGUCUAGACCUGAAUCGCCCAUGGGAAGUGAAUAUUCAGGAUACUCUGGAUAUUCUGGAUACUCUUCAGUGUCAUCAUUGGUAGGCUUGACUACCAGACAGCGCCCUGUAACUGCAGUGAGCAGAGCAAGAGAUCUAGCUGUUCAUAUGAGGUCCAAAUCGCAGACGACUACCAGUGAUAACCGUGCCCAGACUACUACUACCAGCCAAAGCCUUGCACAAUCAUAUACAAAAAAUAUCGACAAAGUCCAGUCUUCCACAACACUGCUGUUCAACCAGUCUGCUUCAGAUAUCUCUACAAGGAAUACAGUCACAGAAUCUGCCCUGACAACUGAGAGCCAGGAAAUGAAGUCAGCAACCAGCAGUCAAACAAUGUCCACUGUUUCAGUAGCAGGGCCCCAAACAUCUGGAGGUCUUAUGGGAAGUCCAUUAAGUCCUAGGUCUCUGAAGACUUGGAGGACACAAACCAACCUGACCUCUACUCUUAACCAGACCAUACCACCACCAGUUCAGUUUAGCCAAUCAUCUACAGAGAACUCUUUGGAAGGGUUGGAGAUAAAGUCAGAGAUCAAUAGCCAGCAGACACCAAAUGCUAUCCUGGCAACACCCGUGCAACUGUUUGGUGAUAUGACUGAUCCCAUAGGCCAAAGAUACUCAAGAACAUCCAUGAACCUUAAAUCUACAACUAACACGAAGCAACAGCAAACAGAUAUGGAUCAAUCAACAUCUGAGAGCUUCACACCAAAGGCAGUUACAGAAGUGUCUUCCUUUGUAAAUGAAAACACCCUGGAGUCACAUGAAAUAAAGUCUAAGGUCAGCUUUCUGGAAAACGGCCCUGCAAUGAGUCUUAAAUCUGCACAAGCAACCAAUCAAAACACUCUGAAACAGUCAGCAUCAUUCAGCGAGACACCAUCAGAUACAUCUGCAUCUGCAAAUGAUCAUCAUGUCGCCCCUUUCUCCAUUAAACAGCCUGUCAGUGCCACAAGCAAAUUACCAGAUUCUUCCUUUAAAACCGAACGCUUACUGUCAUCACAAGUAAUCAGGCCGGCAGUCAACGUUCAGUCAGACCUGAUAACCAUGACCAUACCACACCAACCGGUCAGCACUAUGACGGUACCAGUGAGCCCCAAAUCUCUGAGAUCCACCAACCAAAGCCCUACUCCAUUCAAAUCAACAUCUAGAGUCUCACCUGUUGCUAUGAGACAGCCAACAACUUUUGGCCAAUCAGCUUCUGAAUCCAGUGGACCUGUAAGCAGCCACCAUGUUGCUCCCUUCUCUCAAGUGGCUGCCUCUUCUACAAGAACCUUUGGGCCCUCCUUUAGAGAUGAUCAUCCUCGAACAGCCAGAUCAACCGCUCAGCAAGAAGAUCCAGUUGCUGUAUCAUCACCACAACAACAACCUCUAAGCACUAUGACUGUUCCUAUGAGCCCCAAAUCGCUGAGAUCAACCAACCAAAGCCCGACUCCAUUCAAAUCUGCAUCUACACAAAGACCAGCUGUCGGGUCACAAUUUAGAUCUGAUAACACUUCAGGUUCUGAUAAAUCCACGGGCAGUAACGUGUAUCAAGAAUCUCCCACAACGGCUACUUCUCAGUAUCCUGUGUCCUCCAUGAUGCGAAUAAGCCCUCAGAUACCCAGAAGACUGAUGACUUACAACCCUACCCAGAACUCAGCUUCCAGUCUCAGUCGUGCCCAAUCUGUUAUUCAGCUCUCAGCAGCCGAGCUAAACUCUGUACAGUCUUCGAGCAUAACCUCACAGCUCAGUGGAGCUCAAUACUCGGCUUUACCACCAACCACAGACCAAUAUGCUUCUCCAGCUCAACAGGAAGCAAAGUCAAGUGUGGGCAACCCAGCUGCAGUCUCUCGCACUUUCUCACAGCCUCAGCUGUCCAUUGGUUCUCUAAGCAGACGUGCAGAGUCUCCAUCUGGAAGUGAAUACUCUGGCUACUCUUCAGUGUAUUCCUCCAUGUCACAGGAAGUGAGGCCAUCAGUAAACAGUCAGCAUGUGACUUCUGGCCAGCCUUCUGCAGCUGCUAUAACUCGCAUGAGCCCCAGAACUUACAGGAGACCAGCCAAUCCCAACACAGCAGGGUCGUCUUCAUCAUCACAGAUGGAUGUCUCUCCGGCAUCACAGGAAGUGGGGUCACUGGGGAUGCCUCACGUCUUCUCACAGCCUCAGGCCAACUCUCUUGCUAGACGGUCAGAAUCACCUUCUGGAAGCGAAUAUUCGGGAUAUUCCUCAGCUUACUCCACAGUGUCACAGGAAGUGGGGUCAGUUGUAGAUGGUCAACGUAACUUUGCAUCGGUAACCACAGCAACACCCCAAGCUCCUGUCACUUCUAUGACUCGCAUGAGCCCUAAGCCCUUCAGGAGACCAGCUGUUCCCAGCCCUGCUCUGCCUAACCCCUCCCCUCCACUAAAGUCGAAGGUGUUUGGCCAGUCAACACCAAGCACUAACUCACAUCUAUCUAUCACUGAGCUUCCAGCUAAGUCUGGUAGCUCCAUUAUGUCACAGGAAGUGAAGUCAUUGAUCAGCAGCCAGUUUUCGUCCAUGUCAACACCGCAGCUGACCGGCACACAUAUCUCCCAAGACAACCAAGUCCUACGAAGCCCCAAGUCCUUCAGCAGGCCAACCAACCUUACUCAAGCUCAACUUGGUUCUGCUCCUCAUAUCAACCCAUUGCUUUUCAGCCAGUCAGCAUCAGACACAGCACCUAAACCAAGGAGGGAGUCUCCCAGCAGACCUGUGUCUGCGGUGAAGCCAUGGACCUCUAGCCAGAAGAUAAAUACAAGUUUAUCCAGCCCUUCUGACAAGACUUUUUCCAAGCCAGCUUCUUUCUCUGAUUCAAAAGAAGCCAGUGAAAACUUCAUGAAGAAGACCAUAACUGUGACUGGUGGGAGGAGUUUGACAAAGUCACAGAUGCUGCCAAGGAACAUGGGCGUCCUGGGAAAGCAGGCCUUGUUUGAAAGAAUGGAUUCUGAGCUUAACAGGACUAAGAGUGCUGAAUCAAAGCCUAAACUGAAACGAUCUCAAAGCUGCGACACAUCCAGCGCCAACAGCAUCAAGCAGCUUCUGUUAGAGUGGUGCCGUUCCAAAACCACUGGCUACCAGCACAUAAACAUUAAUAACUUCUCCUCCAGCUGGAUUGAUGGAAUGGCCUUCUGUGCUCUGGUCCACUCUUUCUUCCCCAAUGAGUUUGACUACAAUGAACUGAACCCUGCUCACCACAAACACAACCUCGAUCUAGCCUUCACCACUGCUGAGGAGAAGGCAGACUGCAUUCGCCUGAUCGAAGUAGACGACAUGAUGGCCAUGGGGAAGAAUCCUGACCCCAUGUGUGUGUUUACGUAUGUGCAGUCCCUGUACAACCACCUCAAGAGAUUUGAGUGACUGCUUAAAACACAGCCCACCCCCUCUCUAAACAGCACUGGAACGCAGGAUUUUUAUAUUAUUUCUUCUAUUUUAUCUCUUCUUUCUGCCUUUCUUUGUGAACUGCUCGGUUGAAAAUCAAGUCGUUGCAGUUGCUGAAUUAGCUUUAGGUCCAUCAACUUGAGUAUGAACACUGAAUUAAUAUUGUAUGUCAUGUUAUUUGCACGUUCACUGUAGCUUCAUUGCUCAGCCUUUACUGCCCCGCAUAAUUUACUAGUUGAGAUGUGAACAAAGUCAUUCAAAGUGGUUUGACAUGCAAUGAGUAACUUUCACACAAUCAUUUCACAUUAAACCAUUCUGAAUGGCUUUGCUGAUGUCUUUAACCUGAUAAAAUCCCAUACUAAGGCUUAUUAUGCAGUAACUAUUGGGACUGCAGAGCAAAGUGGCUGAGCUACUCUUGGAUUAUAGAAAUGUGUAAUGAAACAUUGCUGACCAUUUACGGGGUUAAUACCUAAAGCAGAACAAAUACAGACGCAUUGAAUGUUGUCUCACAUUAGUGUGUCCUGUCAGAUGCAUAUUAGGGAAGAACAGACUGCUGAGCUGCCCAAAAAGGCCAGUAAUAAGUGAGGGAGGCAUGAACUGUAGCCAUGGCUUGGAACAAAACAUUGCUUUAACCGUAGUUUGCUGUGUAAAAAUGUCCAGUGGCCGCAGCGCAUAGCAUUACAGUAGCGGGGCUGACCCAGAGGCCUGUAGAUGCAUACGCUGCUGGGUUUUAUAGGUCUGUCACGCUGAGGCUUUUUACACUGAGUACUACAGUACAGUAUAAUGAGAUUAUGAGCGGGACUGUUUAUCAGAAAGGUGAAGAAACGGUCAGAGUGUGUCCAUCAGAUGGAAAAGGGACAUGUGUGUGUAUUGAAUGAGAGGUUUAUUGAGA